AUGAACGCCGUCGCACUGCACGCAAACUUGGUGUCUAUGACCGCCGGAGCGGCAGACACUCGCUGGGCUUCGCUUCGGGCUCAAGCCGAGGCCUUCCGAGGAGACGCUUUCCGAGCCAAGCUCCAGCAAGAGGCCAGGAUCGAGCCGGCUAGACAAUGCGAGGCCGAUAAGCUACAGGCCAAGGAACUUGAGGCAGUCAAGUUCGUUGCGCCACGGCGAUUCGUCGCGCCGCGACCACGUUGGUCGCUCUCCAGGAUCCUCUCCUGGCAAGAGCAGGACGAGCUGGAGGCCCCAUCGAAGGCCUCUCUGGACGAAGCAUCCCCGACACGAACGGUGAGUGGUUUCUACCGCAUGCAGAGUGUGCCGCCACAAUCCGGAGUUGCUCAUAACGUCCACCAGUACGCUGGCCGCGGAGGCAUCAUCGGAAAGCUUCUGCUCGCCGCGGGUCGCCGCCGCUGGGAGAACGAGGACUCGAACGAAGCUCCAGCCUGGCCGCCCGCCUCAGAGCUGAUCGCAUGCCCACCGAACUGGGGCAAGGCUCGCGCCACGGACGCGGCGGUCGGCCGCGCUGUCGUCCUCCACCCCGUGUCACGGUCCGAUGAUGGCUACUUUCCCCCUCCUGGACUCCAUGCACCGGCUCUCGGCCUCAACCUCCCCCGAGCUACUCUGCGAAGCACGGUCUCAUCGUCCCAUUUUAUUGGGAGUGAUGGGACGGAGUGGCCGAUCCCACCUACGGAGUGCAUGCAGGCGUCGUCGCCAUCGUUAUCGCCCGUUGCAUCCGACGAUGAACCUUUCACCACCGAGGGCGAUGAGGUCCACACGCCAUCAUGCUCGCCCGCGUGCUCGAGCGUGUCGUCGUCGCUGCCUCGCACCCCGGCCCACAAGGGUGGCAGUCUCGCCCAGACAACGAAGGGCGAUUGCGGGUCGCGUUGGGGCGUGAUUGGGGAGGGUCGACCUGUCCUUGUCUGCCCGCAGACACCGCUCUUGUGGUCGAGGGAGCUCGUGCUUGACUCGCCCAUUUCGUCCUGGGUCGCCGACCUCGAGUCGCAAGUCGGGUCCCGAUGUGACUCCGAAUUCGAGUGGAGCUCCGGAUCAGAGUACGACUCGGAGGAAGAAGUCUGGAGCGACGUCGAGAUUGCCUCCAACAGGGGCUGAAGAUGGUAAACUCCGUCGUCGCCGGUGGCGGUCAGACCAUCGAGUCGAUAUCAGGGCCAAUGGGGAUGUUAGCCGUUCCCUGCAGCGUAAUCAAGACUCCUCUCGUCAUGUUGACGGGGCAAUACCCGUGGCGCCUCAGCAGUUCGGUCGAGCAGUUCGAGGUAGACGCUGUCAGUGACAGCGAGAGACAUUGCAUGACCUCGUGUCAGUACCUGAGAUAAGCUGGCACGGACAGGUUGUAGCUCGUAUUUAUCGCUCUUCAUACCAGAUGAGCCG
Messenger RNA from Dichomitus squalens LYAD-421 SS1, 1431 nucleotides. RefSeq lists its product as uncharacterized. Bases 1 to 1155 code for a protein of 384 amino acids. The record is from RefSeq and is a predicted model, not a curated record. Lineage: Eukaryota; Fungi; Basidiomycota; Agaricomycetes; Polyporales; Polyporaceae. The transcript has a single exon.